Camelina sativa (false flax) is the source of this 1148-nucleotide messenger RNA. The record is from RefSeq and is a predicted model, not a curated record. Lineage: Eukaryota; Viridiplantae; Streptophyta; Magnoliopsida; Brassicales; Brassicaceae.
CCGGACCCUUCCACUUCCCUCUAGCAUUUAACCUCGAAUCCGAGGUACUGGAAGUUCUCAGUUCUCAGUUCUCAGAUUCCCGGGUCUUAGCUACUGACGUGUCUCAAUGACGUCGGGAAAGAUGGAUAUUGGUUUCAAAGAUCUAGUCAGUAGUCUACCAGACGCUCUUCUCUGCCAUGUUUUGUCCUUCCUUUCCACAAGAGAUGCUGCUUUGACUUCAGUUCUCUCCAAAAGGUGGAGGUAUCUGUUGGCUUUUGUACCGAAUCUGGAUUUUGAUAACUCCAUCUAUGACAAUCUUGAAAUGGGUAGAAGAAAAAGGCUACAGAUGCGUCAAAGUUUUAAGGUUUUUGUUGAUAGAAUAAUGGCUUUGCAAGGGAAUGCUCCGUUAAACAAAUUCUCUCUAAUUUGUGAAACUGAUAAUGAUCCAUCUAGUGUUGAUGGUUGGAUAACCAAUGCGUUGGAGCGUGGUGUUGUAGAUCUUGAUCUAUACAUCUCUCCAGACUAUGGUUAUCCCCUACCUUCAAAGGUCUUGAUCAGCAAGACAUUGGUAAGGCUGAAAGUAGAAGGUACAGACUAUUUCACCCCUGAUGUGGGAGAGUUUUUUCUUCCAAAGCUCAAGACUUUGUAUCUUGAUGAUGUUACAUUCGAGGAUAGUGGUGUUGCCUUUUCAAAGCUAAUUUCUGGCUGUCAUUUGCUAGAGGAGUUAGUCAUGAUUGGUGUGAUAUGGGAUUCUUGGGAUUCUUUCUCUGUGUCUAGCCCAACCCUCAAAAGACUAAAACUCUGUUGUGAUUACAUUGAAGAGAAUCCAAAGGGUGUUUCAUUUGAUACUCCAAGUCUUGUCUACUUUGAAUUUACUAAUACUGUUGCGAUCAAGUAUCCAAAAGUGAAUUUUGACUCGCUUGUUGAAGCUAGUGUCGAUCUUCGAACCAAACUGUAUCACCUAAAUGCAAGAUCCAAGUAAUCUCUGAUAACAUCAGCUUCUCAUCUACUGUGCACUCUUCCUCCUCUAAAAGUGGACUCUUCUUCCUUAAAAACACCUUUCCAGUUUAAAGGUUGUUCCUCCUUCCAUCGCAGAGAAGAAUAGCAAAGCUUUGGUUUGGUUUGUUAAGUUUUAGCUUAAAACAACAAUAACUGGUGGUAUGUAGUUU